Molecule: messenger RNA, 3058 nt
Organism: Zea mays
Lineage: Eukaryota; Viridiplantae; Streptophyta; Magnoliopsida; Poales; Poaceae
Exons: 10
Coding region: 1963-2619 (218 amino acids)
Molecular function (GO): metal ion binding
Source: RefSeq, a predicted model, not a curated record
CUUCCGGCCUUCCCUGUUGCCCUCCCAUUUUCCCUGUGUCAUUCGUUGUCUUCGGUUCAUCCUCUCGGCCGCCGUCUGGACUGUAGCAAGCGGUGCUGCUGUCCGCCGCGCUCCGGAGCCAUGCGGGAGGGGAUGAAGGAGAGGGACAGAGGUGGGAGCCCAGAUGCCUCGGGCCCUCCUCCCUUCCGCGGCCCGGCGUACAAGACGAAGCUGUGCGCUUUAUGGAGAGGCAGGGGCGGCUGCCCCCGCCCCAACUGCGGGUUCGCCCACGGCGAGGCUGAGCUCCGGAGGCCGCCCCCUCGCGCCUCCUUCCAGCCUCGCCCUCGGCCUGUUAUUUGGACGUUUCAUCCGAGCAAGAGAAACCAGCGCGCUCUUCUUCAAAGAGAUGCAUCUUCUGCCUGCUUGUCCAUCUUGUUAUUGGGAUGAUUGGUUGAUGAGUAGAGGCUCCAAAGUGGUGCAGCAAACCGGCAAUGUGAUCCGAAUCAUAUGUUCUCAGGAGAAGAGCUAGCAGACAGGGAAGAUAGUUGCAACUGCAAGAAUUAUAUAAUGAUAACAACUUGCAAGUGCAUCCUUGGAGGAUGUACAAAUGGGGGAUGCAGAUGUUAAUAGCUGACAGUUCUGGGAGGCUUUAUAGUUUGUACUCGUGGUUGAGAAGAAUCUACACUUCAAUUGCAUAGCAAUAUGAUGGUUUGACACCUGAAUCUUUUCUCAGUUCGUGUUAUCUCAUUUUUUUGUCUUCUGGUGCAUAUACACCACGAUUCCUGUGUGGUGGUACUUAAACUGAGUGCUUGCUGUUGCAGAACACAAAAAAAAACAUCAACAAGCCUGAUUUCAUUGCAGAUAAUCUUGGCAUUGCUGCUUAUUAUUUUGAUUUUACAAUUGUGUCUCAUGGGCAGAUUUAUUGAGACUGAGAAUUUGAGAUUGACUGCUUCCAGAGGAUGACACAUCCUAUUUCUAUCCUGGCCUUCUUUUCAGUUGACAAUUGGUCAUUUAUGUUCAAUUGAAUGCUUAACCCGCCUCAGAAGAACAUAAUAUGGAAGAUAUCAUACAUUGUAUCUUGAUGAGAUUCAUGCUAUGGUCAGUGAGCCUUAAUAAUGCUGUUAGAAGCUUUUGCAACUAAUUGAAACACGUCAUUUGAAUAUAAUGCAUAAAGCUAUAUCCGUGGCUUUAUUGUUACCUGCCCUUCAAGUAUCAUCUUUGAACAAUUUUUUUGGCAGUCAUAUGGAUAACAUCUGACCAAGUGAAAUUAAAUUUAUUUGCUGCUAUUGGAGUUUUGGCAGAUUAUGCCAUGAUGAUUGGAAAUGAUAGCUAAUUAAUUUUGGUGAUUCCAUCCAAAUUUUCUUCAGAUGAUUGGUAUUACAAGUACUGGAUCUAUUCUAAGUGGUGAAUCAUGACGUGUAAUCAUGUAUUGGCAUAUACUCUUUCAUUAGUUGUAUUGGCUCGUCUGUGUUUAUGGUCUAUGGUGUAUUGGUGUUAUUGUGGACCCUCUAAUUCUUGUAGCUAAUUGAAUAACCAUUUGGCUCAAGGUUAUGGUAAGCUUAAUGGGUUUCUGUGUUGCCUUGUAUCUGUGCAGCUCAAUCUAACUUUUGUUCUUUGAUGGCAUAAUAUUUUUGUGUAAACCUUCCACCUUCCUGAUUUAUAGGGAGAAGGGAUUACAGAGAUAAUGACUUUAGAGUUAGGCCUGAGAGAAGACACUCACCCUAUGGGAGGUUUUCCCCUGAAAGAGAUAUCAGGCGUCGUUCAUUUCGUGAUAAGAGACAGAGAGCAAGUUCUGAAGAUAGGGGAUCUAGUCAUUCAAGAUCACCUAUUAGGAAGAGUGAGAGAAAACAUAGCAAAAGUCCUGAUGGUGGAAAAACCGAUUCAUCCGUAAGUUUUAGAAGUUCAGAUAACGAAGACAAAGGAAAAGAUGAAAGGUACUUAAGCAGUGAUGAGAAAAAUGGCCGUGAAGAACAAUUGAAACAAAUGCAUCUGGACAUGGAAGCAUUGCGUGAAGAUAAAUCAAAGCUGGAGGCGAUAUUGGAGAAGAAGACUGAUGAAGAGCGCAAACUUUGUAGCAGAGUAGAAGAUCUUGAAUUGCAAUUGAACAAAGAGAAAGAUGAUUUCCAAAGGAUGACCUCCAAAACCAAAAAGCUAAUCAAAGCACAUGGGCGUUAUAUAAAAGCACAGGAGGAUUUAAAGAGGUCUCAGGCUCGCUUUGAGAGGCUAGCAGAUUUGCUUGCUUCAGAUAUUUUGAAGCCUUAUACCAAGGAGCAGGGUUCCAUCGGUAUUACUGCCAAUGACGAUCCAUAUAAUGGUAAUGAAAUGAGCCCAAGCGACCAAAGACAAAACCAUGUUUCAGCAUCGAGAAAGAGACCUAUUUCCCUCCCAAGAAGUGAAGAAGCAAAAACUGGGAAGAGACAGAGAGAGAAUGGUGAUGAUAUGAUUCCAACACCAGAGAACUAUAGACCUGAAGAUGCUCUAGAACAUGUCCAAGAUAGCAAGGGAACUGAUCGACUAGAAUCAUUUACAGUGAAGAAGUUAAGAGUGGGUGACUACGAUGAUGAAGGAAACAUUGUUUCUUCAAGCAAUAUUUUUGCGGAUAGGUACAAGGGCGAUGAUGAGGAAGUUGAUGUUGAUUAGUGACCCGAUGCCGUCGGUCGCUGAUAACGAUUUGAGCUGUACGAAGCAAUUUCAGCAGACGACAUCGAUGUCAGCUUCUAAAACUACUUGUAUGCCUUUUGCAUCGGGUAAUAGGGCCUGGUAUAUUUGGUAGCUAUUUAUGUGCUUAGACUGAGUUGUGAUGCUGUCAAACAUGAUUACAUGCGAUGCUAGAAUUUUCUUCUUUUCUGUGUUUCCUGAGACUCGAAGAGGAUAUUAAUCUGUAUUCGCCUCAUGUAUUAUUCUUAGCCAGUUUGAGUAUGAGAUUUUUGGACUGGUGUUAUUCUCAGCCUCAGGUUAGAAACACCAUGCAUCCAUGAUUCAUUUACCUAUCAUGAAAUGCAUGUGUGAUCAUUAAGCUUACUAAGGGUGUGUUUGGUUGAGGAGUGGAGAAGAAUAUGGUGGAUGGUGGCUUUAUUUC